AUGGGCUCUUUACAUCCGGAUUCGUCCUCAGCUUACCCCGUUGCCAUCAUUGGAGGCGGUCCGACUGGGUUAUCCGCCUCAAUCCUGCUCUCGCUGAGCAACAUCCCCCAUGUCUUGUUUGAACGAUAUCCUUCAACAUCCAUCCACCCGAAAGCAUGCGGGUAUAAUCACCGUACCGUGGAGAUUUGGCGCCGCAUGGGCAUCGAAGAGGAGCUGAUCAAGCAACGCGCUCCGGCGGACAAUUGCAGCAGGACAGCCUGGUAUACCAGCUUCGGGCCUAAUGGACGAGAAAUCAUCAGCCGCGACUCCUGGGGUGGAGGAGCUUACAGGGAAGAAUAUGCCUCUGUCUCGCCCUGCCAGUAUUCCAUAUUGCCGCAACUCAGACUCGAACCGAUAUUGCACAAGAGGGCGUUGGAAUUGAACCCAAAGGGAAUCUUUUACGGGACAGAAGUCACAAAAGUUGAGGAAGCUGAUGGUUAUGUCGUCGUCACUUAUGUUCAGAGAGGUGAGGAGACUGCGACCGUCAAAGCACAAUACUGCAUUGGUGCCGACGGUGGUCGCAUGCUGACAGACCACCUGGGCGUUGGCUGGGAAGGCGAACGGGAUAUUGUCGAUAUGGUAUCGGCUCACAUUCGGGCUCCCAUAUCCCUUGCACACCCUGACAUUCGCAACUUCAUUACCUGGUUCGUCAAUCCCAAACUCGGUGGCACGAUAGGGUCAGGCUACCUCUACCACCUGGGUCCUUAUCCUAUGACACACGAUACGGAAGAGUGGAUUUUUGCAUGCGGUCUCAACCCGGCAGAUCCAAAACGGUUCGAUGAGUCGACAAUGUUACAGCGGUUGCACAACACGUUGCAGAUUCCUGACCUGAAAGUUGAACUAUUAUCGAUCAGCAAGUGGUACGUCAACGCUCUGUGCGCAACACGGUAUCGCAGCAAGAAGUCCACGGGGCGCGUGUUUCUGGUUGGGGAUGCGGCGCACCGGAUCCCCCCUUGGGGAGCUUUAGGGCUUAACACGGGCAUCCAAGACGUGGACAAUCUAGUAUGGAAGCUGAAUCUCUCUAUCAACGGGAUCCCGUCAUCCCUGGGUGGAGACAAAGAUUGGAAUGCACUUCUCGAUACAUACGACACCGAGCGUCGCCCGGUUGGUCAACGUGUGCGAGACUGUGCGUUGCAUAACCUACGUGCUUUCGGGCUAGUUAUGGACAAAGCGAUCGGUGUCUCUGCUGAGAACAGCCAGGCUGAAAAUAUUGCAAACAUGGAUUCAUUCUUUGAUAUGUCGUCCGCGAACACCGAUGGUGCCGCACGCCGAGAAGCUGUUCACCGCGCACAAAAGAUUCUUGACGACGAGUUCCAUGCUCUUGGGGCGGAGGUGGGCUGGUUCUACCCAGACCUCGAUGUCAACAGCGAAGGCAGGCCGACUAGUCACGAUGGACAGCUCAAGGGCAAUGGCGAGCUGGAUUUGUUGUAUUAUCAUCCGUCAACGAUUCCGGGACAUCAUUUACCGCACGCCUGGCUGGAGCAGGGAGACAAGAGGCUGUCCACCAGAGAUUUGGUCAGGUAUGAUGGAUUUGUCCUGAUCACCUCACGGCCGGGACUGUGGAGAAAUACCGUGGCCGAAGAAGGCAGUGGAUUGGUGACCUUGAUCGGGAUUUCAGAUACGGGCAAAGCGGCAGCCGAUGAAUCUUGCUGGAAGGAUGUAGAUGGAAACUGGGCUGCUCAGCGUGGUGUUGGUAGUUCCGGCGCAGUCCUGGUUCGUCCUGAUGGGAUAGUCGUCUGGCGGGCGCGAGAAUUCGAUGAAGGCAGAAACAGCCAGAUCGGAUGGCUGAGGGAUGUACUUCGGAGGGCUUUGGCGCUUGGAUAG
Fonsecaea multimorphosa CBS 102226 is the source of this 1863-nucleotide messenger RNA. RefSeq lists its product as uncharacterized. The record is from RefSeq and is a predicted model, not a curated record. NCBI's taxonomy places the organism in Eukaryota, Fungi, Ascomycota, Eurotiomycetes, Chaetothyriales, Herpotrichiellaceae. Bases 1 to 1863 code for a protein of 620 amino acids. The transcript has a single exon. Gene Ontology annotation, molecular function: FAD binding.